UUCCUCCUCACAGCGGGAGCCGUACCGUGCACGCGCCCGCCGUCCUGUCCGCGCGCUCGUGCCCGCGGUGCUGGUGGUGACGGUGACGCAGCGCGAGGAGUGGAGAAAGAGAGCGCGAGGCGAGGCGAUGGCGGCGGAGCGGGAUCCCGAGCCCCGCGCGCCCCCGGAGAACGGCUUCGUGAGCGCGGAUCAGCACGCAUUGCUGUCGCGCGUGGACGGCUGCGUGCUGCCGUUCCUGGGCGGAUUCGGUUCCUUCCAGAAGCGGCUCGUGGCGCUCACGUGGAUCCCCGCGCUCUUCAUCGGGUUCAGCCAGUUCUCCGACUAUUUCCUCCUGGAGCAGCCCGGCGGCACGUGCGCGCGCGCGGCGGAGAACGGCACGCUCAUCGGGGCGACCCGCGCGCUCCCGCAGGAUAUCAACAACAACAACACGGACAACAUUACCGCGAGCCUCGCGCUCAUCAACCGCACCGCGCUCGAAGCGCUGCAGUGCGGGCUCGAGCAGAAUGUCGUCACGAAGUGGAAUCUGGUGUGUGAUUCGGAGUGGAAGGUCCACAUCGCUAAGUUCUCCCUGCUGGUGGGAUCCAUCUUCGGCUACCUGGUUCUGGGGGUUCUGGCUGACUGGUUUGGGCGCCACCUGGUGUUGAUAAUUUCGGUGUUCUUCACGCUGGUGUUCGGCAUGACGGUGGCGUUCUCGGUGGACGUGACGAUGUUCAGCACCCUGCGGUUCUUCGAGGGAUUUUUCCUGGCAGGAAUUACGCUGUCUCUCUACGUCCUGAGGAUCGAGCUGUGUUUACCAGGCUGGCGUUUCUCCAUGACGAUGGUUGCUAACUUCGUGAUGUUGGCGGGGCAGCUGCUGAUGCCCGGGCUGGCGGCACUGUGCCGGAACUGGCAGAUCCUGCAGGCGGUUAUCAUCUGCCCACUGCUGCUAAUGCUAACCUACAUAUGGCUUUUCCCGGAGUCUUUGCGCUGGCUGCUGGCGACUCAGCAGUACUGCCGGGCGAAGUGGAUCGUGGAGCGAAUCGCCAAAACAAACAAAGCCAACCUGGACUCAGACGAACUGCUGUCAGAGCUGCACAAAGCGCAACCAAAGAAACCUAAGAAGACCUGCAUUGUGAAGAUGGUCGGCACCCGGAACCUCUGGAAAAACAUUGUGGUGCUUUGUGUUAAUUCGUUGACGGGAUACGGGAUUCACUACUGCUUUGCACGCAGUAUGAUGGAUACGGACACGGAGGAGGUUACCAUGUUCCACAACUUCUAUGCAGAUUAUUAUACGAUGGCAGGGAUCGCCGUGGCGUCCUGCAUGGCUCUGUGUCCAGCAGUGGGGCUGAUGGGUCGCAGGGGGGGUCUCCUCAUGUUCAUGAUCAUCACAGCUCUCGCAUCACUGCUGCAACUCGGCCUGCUCAACCUUUUGGGGAAAUACAGCGUCCAGCUCAAUAUUGAGCGAUCAGACACUCUUAAGUCCAACUUUUCUGUGGCGUUCUCCAUCAUCGGCAUGUUCUCCUCCCACGCCGUCAGCAAUCUGAGCAUUUUCUUCUGUGCUGAAAUCACGCCCACCGUCAUCAGGGGUGGCGGUCUGGGUCUAGUGUUAGCAAGUGCUGGUUUUGGGAGAUUAACAGCUCCUAUAAUGGAGCUCCAUAACCAGAAGGGCUACUUCCUGCACCACGUGAUCUUCGCCUGCUGCACACUGAUCUGCAUCAUCUGCAUCCUGCUGCUGCCCGAGACUCGCUACCAGCCACUGCCAGAGACGCUGGCCGACGGCGAGAGUUACACACGGCAGCCGCUGCUGCCCCCGCGCAAACCUGCUGAGCAGCGCCACCUGCUGCCCCAUGCCCAGAGCCGUGAGUACGCGCAGGUGACGGACACGCCCUUGCAUGCUGCCGCUGCCACUGCAGUGUCCACCAUGGAGUCCACCGCCUCGUCUGCCAUAGACCUGACCAUCCCACCUGACGGGGAGCCGGACUCCAUGCCGCUUUCCCUCAUGAAGCUGCAUAAGGAGACGCAGCCUGCAGAUGGCACUCUGCUCACCGUGGUCCCACACACCUCCACCCCCCUCAGCGCCAGCCCCGCCCACCCCAGCACCAACGAAUCACUCCCUGAUCUCAUCGCCAACGUCCCGCCCCAGGACUCUGCAGCUGCUUCAGAGACCCCACCCUCUCUGCUGUCUGUCCACACCCUCUCCCACACCCCCCCAUCGCCGGUCAGUCCCCUGACCGCAGACACAUCCGAGACCGCAUCUCCAUCUACACCAGAGAGCCCCUCCCACCCUGCUCAUCCCGCAGAGACUACAUCUCCACCUCUUCCAACUGGCCACUCCCCUGCUCAGACCCCUGAAAUCACCCCCUACAUUUUGCAUACAACAGGGACUCCACCUCCUCCUCGAAUUAGCCCCGCCCUCUCAACAGACAGCAGAUCACAGCCUGAGACGGACAGUAUUGUAAACAGGGCUGUAAAGGAUUUUCCCCCACCCGACGUCAGUCAAACUGACAGCCAUCACCUCUCAGACUCUGUAGAUGUUCCAGCAGGUGGCGCUGUGGACUUUUGCGGUGCAGAGCUCCCUGCACCUUUACCCCCACCCACAGUGGACCCUGCUGCUAUUGCCCUAAAUAAUAUAGCCCUGCCCCCUCCUUCAGACUCACCGGUUUAUUUAGUUAAUGAUUUAGACUCACUCCACUCUGCUCCUUCCUCCCUGCAUGUUCAACCUGUUCCACCUCCAUCCUCUUCCUCACCCAUUGAUUCUGAUGUUCUCCUGUUAACACCCAGCAUAUUAGACCCCACCCUUUUAGAGACCCUGUCCCCUUCGUCGGAGGGUGCUGCCAUUUUAAGUGAAGCUCCAACAGUGCCCUCCGCUGGAGACCCUGUAACAUUGGACCUCACAGUUUCCUCUCCCAUUGACUCUGGUCUGUCUCCAGCUGCGGUCUUCCCUGCCAGCAGCAGCAGCAGCACUGCCAAUGAGGUAGCGUCCUCGUGAUGGCCUACACGGCUGGUGCUUCGUCCCGGAGGGCAGCUUAGCACUGGGGGGCUAAUAUGAGCCCAAAAGCCACUUGUGCAGGUCAGAGUUGCCAAUGCUAGAAAGGGAUUUGCUAACAAAAGGGAACCAGGCUGGAUCAUCAACACAUCGUUCUCCAGUGCCAGUAAAUCGCUGCAUUAGGCUGCUUCUUUAUCUGAUUAGUACUUGUGGUGACUGACCUCCACAAAUUUCAAUCAUACCCAGACCACCUGGACAUUACUGGAAAUUCCCUGCGAGUGGUCAGUCUGGAUACUCCUGUCUGCUGAAUAUGAAAUAAAACUGCCUUCUUAAAGUGACCAGUAAAGCCUGUUGUGGUCAAACAUGAAGAGUGCCAAUAGCAGCUUUCUUUCUCAGAAUCUUACAGUUAAAUUCUAUUCAAUGAUUAAUAAAGUGAAUUUCUGAAAAAAAAAAGGAUAUGGAUCAUCCGUUUCCAUAUUCCCGGGAAUACGUUCUUAUUAGCUGCAUUAAAAAGUGCUUUGUUAUCUAAUGGAGAUUUCCACCAGAAAAGCUGAUCAGACACUAAGUUAAAAAAUCCAUCAGACUGCUUUUAAAUCAACAGACCCUCAGAGAGAGUCUCUUUUAGAGCUUUUAACUGGGCUAACCCCACGCCUACACCCUCACCCCUAGCCUAUUCUCCUUAAAGCACAACUCCAACACUGAUGCCCUAGCCCAACUAACUGAACCCUAACCUCUCGCCUAAAUACCAUUUUCAUCAUGCCCUCGCUGACCUGGCCUCCUCAUAUCCCCUCUGGGAAUCCCGACACUGUUCAUCUCAAUACUGUAUUAACUGAAGUAAACUUGGUUAAAUAGGUAAUUAAAGAUUGUUCAAUCAGGUGUAUAUAAAAAUCACUCAGACAAAAAAAUUAAAUGGUCAGUUCAAAUAUUUCUUGAUUUUCCUGAUUCUCUUGUCCCUUUAACUCUUACAUAAACUAUUCUUUAAUACUUUUAGCCAAACUCCUGAAGAUUACACUUCAAACUCUGAACUCGAACUUUCAAACCCCUUUUAUUCUUGAAUCUGCUUAAUAGUUUAGGGCUCCAAUCCUGUAGCUCCGAACCUCUAGACCCAAAGGCCCAGUCUGUUUACAGAGCCCUGCCGAGUUCUGGGUGUCUGCAGUCAUUAAUAAACACAAAGUUCUGCAGAAAUAAGAGCAGUUCUGACCCGGCAGGUUCUGGGUGGGGCAGUGGGCGUGGCUGUAGUUUUCUGUUGUAGUUUAAAGGUCAGGUCUAAACAGCUCUGAGCACAAGCUUGAUAAAAUAGGAAAACACCGGAUUCCGAAUGUAAGUGGCAUUUUAUCACCAACAAAGCAUGUAAACAUAAACAAGUAAUGUGAACUUGUGAACACAUGAAAUGUGAACAGAUGAGUGUGAGUAGCGAGUACGAUGUUGUGAAACAUAGCGAGUCAUCUCUCAUUUGUGGAGCUGCGUAUUGUCGCUUUGGUCAGGAGUGGAGGAGGAGAUGUGGUUGCGUCCGCUGAGGAAGCAAUAAUCAAUAUUUAUAUGAUCCUCUUUUUCGUUCCACAUAUUGAAACGCGAGAGUUCUUAUAUUUAGACUAACAAAAAACGUUGUUUGGCGAAAGCCAGCUGGAUGUUAUCAUGGGAAUUGAUCAGUAAUUAUUAAAAUAAUAAAUUGAAGUAAUGUUGCUUCAGUGUCUGGAGAGUCAGAGUAUUUCAGGCCCAACCGUGACGGAGGUGCUGAAUAAAAGCAGCUGCUGAUGGAGGUACCUCACUGUUUUUGGAGAAGGACGGCGCUGACAGAAGACCCUGGACCAGCAUUCAUGACAUUUUUCUCUUCUGUCUGGGUGCUGCUACCUGAUACACAGCUGGUCGUUCUGUAGCUUCAGCUGAAGCAUGAAUUACAGCCGCCACGGUCAGUACCGCAACACUCGGAGCACGGCUGAGCGAUCCAGACAGAACCCGCUGUGGAACUUGUUGUGUACAAGCAAAAAGUGAAAAUGAAUCAUCUGCAUAUGUGUGUGUACAUAACUAAUAAAACUAAUCGGAAGUC
Molecule: messenger RNA, 5012 nt
Organism: Astyanax mexicanus (Mexican tetra)
Lineage: Eukaryota; Metazoa; Chordata; Actinopteri; Characiformes; Acestrorhamphidae
Gene: slc22a23a
Product: solute carrier family 22 member 23
Exons: 10
Coding region: 128-2968 (946 amino acids)
Biological process (GO): transmembrane transport
Cellular component (GO): membrane
Molecular function (GO): transmembrane transporter activity
Source: RefSeq, a predicted model, not a curated record